AUGUCGAGCUGGCUCCGCUCCGAAGGCCACCUGGACGCGGGGCCCAUCUACGUGCGCGAGAACGGGCGGCUGCACGUGGUGAGCCCGGCUGCUGGCGGCGCCCCCGCGGCCAGGCCCUUCAGGCUCUUCCCCAGGGGCUUCUCCGUGGAGCUCUGCAUGAACGGGGAGGACGACGGCGCCAGAAGCCCGCGGACCGACCACUUCAUCUUCACCUACACCAAGGAGGGCAACCUCCGUUAUUCCGCCAAGUCGCUCUUCAGCCUCGUGCUGGGUUAUAUUUCUGACAACGUGGAUCGCGUCGACUCGCUCAUCGGCUUCCCGGAGCAGAUUGCGGAGAAGCUCUUCUCCGCCGCGGAAGCGCGGCAGAAGUUCACGGAACCGGUCGCGGGGCUGAGGGCGCUGCAGAAGUUCACGGAAGCGUAUGGAAACCUGGUGCUGUGCUCGCUGUGCCUGCGGAACAGAUACCUGCUCAUCUCUGAGAAGCUAGAAGAAAUUAAGUCUUUCCGGGAGCUGACUUGUUUGGAUCUUUCCUGUUGUAAACUUGGAGAUGAGCAUGAACUGCUAGAACAUCUCACUAAAGAAGCUCUGUCUAGUGUAAAAAGGCUUCUCUUGAAAGACAACUCUUUAUCGGAUGCAGGACUUCGCAGAAUGACAGCGCCCGUACGAGUACUGAAAAAGGGACUUGAGAAUCUUUUGAUACUAGAUUUAUCUUGUAACCCUAAUAUCACAGAUGUGGGAAUUGGCUACCUCCUUUCUUUCAAGAAGUUGAAUUGUUUGGAUAUUUCAGGAGCAGGUCUCAAGGAUGUUAAUGCAGUCAUUAAGCGGCUCCAGAUGCACAUAGGCCUUGUUCACUCAAAAGUGCCUCUCAAAGAAUUUGAUCACAGCAGCUGCAGAACAGAAGGGUGGGCAGAGCAGACUGUUUUGCAGUGGGAGCAGGCAAUUAUGGAGGCCAUGAAGCCACAAGAACAGCUGAGAUCCAGAACAGCAGCUCUGCACUUCUAUGGCAAGACACACAGAAUAGAGGACGUAGUCAAAUGUAAGUUGGUGGAGACAGAAACAAAAGCUUCUGGACACUUGCAGUUUUAUAAGAAAGAAAACCAAAAUUGCCCUUUACCUCUGAAAAGGGAGGUUGCAGACAGCCAUGAAUUAAAGAACAAUAAAAAAAGAGCUUUGGCUGAACAAGAGAGAGAAAGGACUUCCAAACAGAAGCAUCUGUGCCUCACUGUGGAGGACUGGGAUUUGUUGAAUACCUACUGACUCAGAAAGAAGCGGGUCUUUGUUUGUUUUCUUGCUGAUGACAGAAUUUAGCCAUAUAGAGAGGGAGUAACAAAGGGGACCAGGAUUGUUAAAUCUGGCUGCUGUG
Tinamus guttatus (white-throated tinamou) is the source of this 1363-nucleotide messenger RNA. Lineage: Eukaryota; Metazoa; Chordata; Aves; Tinamiformes; Tinamidae. The record is from RefSeq and is a predicted model, not a curated record.